GGCCGAGCCGCCAGAUCAUAAGAUUACACCAACAUGCAAUCCGUAGUAGUUUGAGUCCCUGUUGGCUCGACUUCAUCCAUAGGCUUUGAAAGCCACAUGUGCUUACAUUACCGAAACACACAUCACGCCUGAGAGGCAUCUGGAAAGACAGCCUUCUGCGAUGGUUUUCAUGAAGGGUGGAAUAUUGAUGGUACUAUCUGUUGUCCAGACCAUGGACACCGCGCUUUCCAUGGGGAUGCCAAUCGGAUGGCGCUCAAGAGCGCACAAGAAGACGAUUGCGCGUAGCCCAGCGUCCGACACGAGUAACGCCACGGUCUUACGCGGCGCGGCGAAUGCGAGCAGUAUGGCGCAUACGCCAGAUGGGCAGGUCAUUUUAGACUUGGGCGACGGUGGCGACCCCAUCGCAGUCACGUUGUCCAGUGGGAGGGUCGUCAUCCAAAAGAGAACCAGUGGCAGCAUUGAUUUCUUCAGGGGGUGGUCCGAAUACAAGUCGGGCUUCGGCGACAACGACAACUUCUGGCUCGGGAAUGACAACAUCCACCGUCUCACUGCAGCGUCGAGCGAGAUCGAGCUGCGGGUGGACCUCGUGGACGCCGAUGGUUUGGCGCAGCACGUCACGUACUCCACUUUCCACGUGGACAGCGAAACGAACCUAUAUCGACUGACAAUCGGGGGAUUUUCAGGAGACAUCGGAGACAGCCUGGCCAUCCACAACGGACGCAGCUUUUCAACCAGCGAUCAGGACAACGACCUGUACCAGCAGGGCAGCUGCGCCAGUAAGUAUUUGGGCGCGUGGUGGUACAACGACUGCCACAAGUCAAAUUUGAACGGCCGCUACGAAGGACCUGGAAGUGUAUCUGAAUAUGCUACAGGUAUUAUUUGGGAGACUUGGAGAGGGUAUUAUCCCCGGCGGAUUAUUCCAUGCAGUCCUCAGAGAUGUCCGUAAAUUUUUUGCCAGACUGGCAAGUGCUUACCCCCACACCCAGUCCGACGGCUUUCCCGACACCAUACCCGACGGCUUUCCCGACACCGUACCCGACGGCCUUCCCGACGCCGUACCCGACGGCCGACCCGACGGCCAGCCCAACGCCAAGCCCGACGGCCUUCCCGACGUCGUACCCGACGGCCUUCCCGACGCCGUACCCGACAGCUUUCCCGACGCCGUACCCGACUGCCUUCCCGACGCCGUACCCGACAGCCUCUAGUCCGAAGGCCGUCCCGGCGACAGUGUCGUCUGCAGCGUCUGCAGUUGGCGAUCCGCACCUGCAGAACAUUCAUGGUGAGCGGUUCGACUUGAUGAAGGCGGGCAGACACGUCUUAAUCCACAUUCCACGGAGGGACGAUACGAACACCCUACUUCGUGUGGACGGGGACGUGCAAAGGUUGGGUGGACAGUGCGCUGACAUGUAUUUCCAAGAGCUGAACAUUACAGGGUCGUGGGCGAAUGUGAAACGCGCUGGCGGUUUUCACUACCGCGCUCAGGGCGUCGGCCCCCAACGCUCCCGCUGGGUCAAGUUUGGGACAGUCCAAGUGAAGGUCGCCCACGGUCGCACGCAACAAGGCUUCAAGUAUCUAAACAUUUACGUGAAGAACCUCGGUCGCGCAGGGUAUCCAGUCGGAGGCCUACUCGGCGAAGAUGACCACACCGAGGAGGCGAUGCCGCCCCAGGCGUGCCACCAUCGGGUCGCCUUGUAAGCAAGGCGUUGCGACUGCUAUCCCAAUGCUGGGGCCACAGCGUCUCUGAAGAAGCGCCAGAGCUGGCAGCACAGGUGCUUGAUCGAGAGCAGUCGGGGUUACGCACGGGCGCGGCCAGUAGGCCAAAACUCUGCCUUGAAGUGAUGGCAUCAGCAGCUAGUGGCGGUGGCACGCGAAGUGGCCGGCCAGAGCACGUGGCGGUGUACUUGGCUCCUCCUCCUUCUCCUUCUCCUGUUCCUCCUCCUGCUCCUCCGCUCCCUCACCGAACACGCCUGCGGCGAAUCACCGCCGCUCCUUGCAGUUUGGAAGCGCAUGGGUGCCCGAUUGUUGUGACCAGAGCUCGGC
This is a messenger RNA of Prorocentrum cordatum, 2040 nucleotides long. NCBI's taxonomy places the organism in Eukaryota, Dinophyceae, Prorocentrales, Prorocentraceae. The record is from the annotation of a GenBank genome assembly.